Molecule: messenger RNA, 1755 nt
Organism: Macroventuria anomochaeta
Lineage: Eukaryota; Fungi; Ascomycota; Dothideomycetes; Pleosporales; Didymellaceae
Exons: 4
Coding region: 1-1755 (584 amino acids)
Biological process (GO): regulation of gene expression
Cellular component (GO): cytoplasm; nucleus
Molecular function (GO): mRNA binding
Source: RefSeq, a predicted model, not a curated record
AUGGCUGCACCUCCGGAUCUGAACGCCAUCUUGGCAGCUCUUGCUGCCGGGCGAGGCCCAUCCAUUACUCCGUCGCAGACCCCGCAACAGCACCCUCCUCCACACCAGCCCCCGCCUCCAGGCCUACCUGCAGGCUUCCCUGGCGCAAUGCCCGCCGCGACGCCGCCUCAGAUCCCUGGCUUCAACUUUCCGCAACCCACCAGCUCCGGCAGCCUCGACCUUAGCGCGAUCAAGCCCGUCAGCUCUGGUUCAGUCAGCAUUCAGGACGCGCUCGCGAAAGCGCGUGGCUUUGCGGCACAGAAGGGUCUUGCCUUUGAUGCGCGUCCAGGUAUGGACAGCCAGUGGUCUGGUAUGGGCGGAUCACCGCAGACUUACGCAAUGUCAGCUCAUCAAGAAGAUCCGCGACUCAGCGGACGCCCUUACCGACGUUCGCGAUCUCGCUCAAGGUCACCGCAGCGCCGAGACAACCCCCGUGAUAGCUACAACCCGUACCGAGACGAGCGCCGUGAUGAGCGUCGUGGCGGACUCGGCAGCUAUGGCCGCGAUCGCUCUCGUUCUCCCUCUAGGCGCAACACUUUCUCCCCACCCCGCCAGCAGUAUGGCGGACAUGAUCGUGCCACUCCCCCCAAUGACAACUCUGAGGUAAUUCUCAUUGAUUCUUCGCUCGUUGGUCUGGUCAUAGGACGUCAAGGUGAGAGCCUUCGUCGCAUUGAACAAGAAUCAGGCACUAGGAUCCAGUUCAUCAACGGCCCUGAGGCCGGACCGCAGCGCCAGUGUCGCAUCACAGGGCCUCCCGGUGCCCGUAUCAGUGCGAAGCGCGAGAUCAACCGCAUCAUUGAAGAGAAUGGCGGCAACCCUGCUCGUGAGACCGGUCGCAACGCGCGCGCUCCCCAGAAAGCGAUGAGCCAACAGCCUGCUCUUCGUGAAGGUGAACAGUCAUCUCAGAUCAUGGUCCCUGACCGUACUGUUGGUCUUAUCAUCGGCCGUGGCGGCGAGACCAUCCGUGACCUGCAAGAGCGCAGUGGAUGCCAUGUCAACAUUGUCGGUGAAAACAAGAGCGUGAACGGCCUUCGCCCUGUGAACCUCAUUGGAAGCCCCGCUGCUGCUGCCCAUGCAAAGGAGUUGAUCAUGGAGAUUGUCGACAGUGACACCAAGCAGAUGGAUGGCUCUAACCAGAACCAACCGCAGCAGAACCAGCAGCAGAACCAAAGGCGUGACUUUGACCCGUAUGGUGGAGGCGAUGGUGGCGGUAACAAGAUCAACGACAGCAUCAUGGUUCCUUCAGACGCCGUUGGCAUGAUCAUCGGCAAAAAAGGUGAGACCAUCAAGCAAAUGCAGUCCGAGACUGGCUGCAAGAUCAACGUCACCCAAGCCUCAGGUGCCGACAUCGAGCGUGAAAUCGGUCUUGUCGGUUCUCGUCAAGCCAUCGACGAUGCCAAACAAGCUAUCUGGGACAAGGUCGAUCAAGUGAAGGAGAAGAACAACAACAACAGCAACAACAACACCAACAGGCGACGUGACCACGGCGGUCAGGAUAACAACUACUCACAGCAGCAGCAGCAGCCCCAACAGUCCUUCGGCCAAGCCGCUCCUCAAGGACAGCCACCCGCGCCUGCAGCAGGUGCCCCAGCUGGCGGUGCAGCUGACCCAUACGCCAUUUACGGCGGCUACCAGAACUACCUGGCGAUGUGGUAUGCAUCGUUCGCUCAACAGCAACAGCAAGGAGGUGCACCACCGGGUCCCCCUGGUGCUUAG